Lodderomyces margitis is the source of this 3789-nucleotide messenger RNA. RefSeq lists its product as uncharacterized. The transcript has a single exon. The coding region runs from base 1 to 3789 and encodes 1262 amino acids. The record is from RefSeq and is a predicted model, not a curated record. Gene Ontology annotation, cellular component: trans-Golgi network. Lineage: Eukaryota; Fungi; Ascomycota; Pichiomycetes; Serinales; Debaryomycetaceae.
AUGGCUAAUAGAUACAAAUUCAUAACUCCUGCUACCGUCAGGAUACUAUUGGUACCUAUAAAUAACUGUACCUUACGCGAUUUCAACCGCUACAUUAAUUUAAUUACAUCGAAUGUGACAGAUUUAAGACUCCUCGACCUAAGGUCCAAUACAGAUUUACAUUUUUUCAACCCUUCUACGUUUCCUGAAGGUCGAAUCAUUCCUGAGUUUACUACCACUGACGACGAUCUGAUUUAUUUACACGAAUUUGAACCAUUUAGAAAAACAUUCAUAGUUUUGGGAAUAGGCCGAUAUGAGAAAGACAGUGACCACAUUGGCCAAUUAAAGAAAUUGUACUCGGGCGCAAUUGUAAACAGUACUAUUCAUUUUGAUGCACCAGAAUCGCAACUUCACAACUCAACGCCAAACUCAUACUUUCAUGACGGAACAGCCACUCAUUUUUCCGCCUUGGAGGGUAUAUUUUCAGAAAUUUUUGACUCAUUUUUAAUUGCAUUAGAUGAGUAUGCAUCUGCUUAUAGCAACAUAUCACUACGAUCACCGGUGUCAAUUACGGAUAGUCAUGUACUAACCAAAACUAUAAACCAAGCCCAGAAGCGGCUAAGUUCUGGAUCAACGUCAUUCAAAGCCUCAUUUAAUGGCUUACCAACUGAUACACCAAAUACUCCAAAAUCAUCAACAGAUAAGUCUAAACCGCAUUCUAAAUAUAAUGGGAGAUAUCUCAAAUUAAUGGGUAAUCUAUAUCUUUUAACCGGGAAGUACAACGAUGCCUUGCACAGUUUUACUGAAAGUGUCACUACUUUGAGACGUUUUGAUGACUACCUUUGGUUGGGCAGCGCCUUGGAAGGAUUGGCUUUGAGUAUUUUUUUGCUUUCAUUUGUUCAAGUACAUUUCCUGUUGAACCCUGUGCUUGGAUCUUUGUUGCAAAUUUCAAAAGCGUCAGUAUCGAUAGACCAUUCUGCGUCUAAGCGUUCAUCACUAGAGUCCAAUAGCUCAAAGACAAAUGUUGCAUCACCAAGGCCGUCCUUGACUACAUCAAAUGGCUUCACCAUGCCCCUCACUUCAUCGGUUGAUUUGAACACGUUGCCAGUGCCGGAUACUUUGAAAGUUUUGCUAACCAAGGCAAUCUAUUUCUAUGGACAGAGCACAGAUGAUCCAGAAAAUAUGGUGCCCGACGUUGUCUACAUUGAGUGCAUUUUGAGAAAGUUGAGUGUCAUGACAGGAUAUCACUUGAGUUCUCCUUUGAAAGAUAUUGUCGAGGGAAACAUUACGUCAGAAGAAGUGGACAACACGUAUUUUCUGACUCAGGACAUACUUGCCGAUAUUGACAAAAUAUUUCUUCUUCAACUAAUCGAUUUGAACAUUUUGGACCAGUGUCAUAUUUAUUCAUACGUUGCUCAGGUAUACCACAAAUUGAAGUUUUUUCGAAAAGAAGCGUUUAUUUUAAGGUUUCAUUUGAUUGCAUUGGUGUCGAAAAUGAAAACAGCUCACGAUUUAAUGUCCAUCAAAGAGCUUUUAGAUGAUUUGUUUGAAUUGUAUGGAGUUGGCGGGGAGCCAGAUAUCGCUUCGUUGCAACUGGUUCCACCUCGCAAAAGUGUCCAGUUGUCUUUACAACUUCAAGUUUUGAAACUUGCCCUUAAUUCUGCAGAACAUAUAAGAGAUACGGAAUUAGCACUUUACAUCAGCUGCUUACUGCUUGCCCGUUACUCACAUUAUAUACCCGCAGAUGGCCAAAUAAAACUACGGAACAUGAUUGAAAAGAUCACAAAUCAGUCUCUGUUGUCUGUGCCCUACUUUGAUCCAUUUAUGGUGCGGAAAGUUAAGUUUGUGUCGACAAGACAAAAGGACCAUUUGAUUCCGUUUGUAGACAGUGAGGCGGAUCCCUCCCAACAAUCCUUUUUCGAUCCAUAUCAUUUGAAAACCGACACCGUGAAUAUGGAUCGCAUUUUGAUCAAAGACGAGGUUCAUCAACUUAAGGUUACAGUACAAAACCCAUUUGCAUUUGAAGUUGAGAUCAAUGAUUUGGAGGUGAUAAGUGAAGGCACAGAAGUGAUGACGUUGAAGCCCAUGACGCAGCAGAUAAUUCCUCUGGCACAUAGCUCACCAGCGCUUAACAAAUUAAGAGCGAACCCCAAGCGCAACGCAACCACAUCCAAUGUUGCUCUGAUAGCGGGCCAGGAUACCAAUAUUGGCACAGUCUCCCCCAUGUCCACCUCCACAAUCAUUGUCUCAUUUAAGGCUUUGAGUGUUGGUGACAUGAAAAUUACUGGUUUUAUGAUCACGAUUGGCGGCUUUGAAAAACAGUAUUUUCCAAUUGUGGACAAACUUUGUUCGACCAGUAGCUCUAAGAUUGCACCUAAAAAGGAGGAGAUUCAGGGUCUAAAGACCAAGGAGUCAGUGUACAAGAGUCUUUUCAUGUACCUAAGAGGAGAGAAGAAGGACCCACGAGUAUUGGUCCGCAGCUUGCCAUUGAUCGUGAUUCGGCCUCAACCUGUGUUAAAACUAGUCAAUUUAACAAUUCCAAAUGGUUGCAUCAUGCUUUUAGAGGGAGAGCAAGUGCAAUUUGAAGUCAAGUUGGUUAAUGACUCGACUGAAGUUAUCAAUUAUUUGUCAUUUUCAUUUUGGGACUCUGCUAUUGACUUUUUGGACCGCAAAUUGGGUCAGCCAAACUUGAAUGCAUUUGAAGUGUAUGAGUUAGAAUGGGGCUUACUCAAAUUUAAAUCAUUUCGGAUUUUGAAUAAAGACAUUAUUGGCGAGACAAUCAAACCUGGCGAAGAGGUUACUAUUCAGUAUGAGCUUACUAGCAGAAAAAUGAUGAGACAACUGAAAAUUGUGUUGGACUAUGCAAAUCGUUCAAAUGAGCAAUCUUUUAUCAAACACUUGGAUGUCCCCAUUGGUGUUUCAGUUGUACAAAGCUUGGAGAUUGUUGGAUGUGAUAUAAUAUCGUGUUUCUCAAGGGAGACAUUGGAAAAUGCUGAUUUGCCAGCAAAUAUAUCAUCAGUGACUACUUACUUGAAAGGUGCUGAUGAUGUUGCAUCGUAUUGCUUAUUAGUAUUGGAUUUGAGAAACUCUUGGACCGGCGCAUUACAUUGUGAUCUACAAUAUGGCGACUUCAAAAUUUCGGAUUUGAUUGAAUCAAACAAGACUGCAAGAUAUUUCAUACCAGUGCUAAAAGUCCGAAAUGUACCACGAGAUCCUAUACCUUCAUUAAGGAAGAAGCAAUUUAUCAAAGACUAUGCUGUUACACCAGAGGACGAGGCUCAAAUGAUAAAGAUGUUUUGGCUCAAGCAGAUAAUUUUGGAAAAGUUGUCGGGGAGCUGGAGUGUUGAUGAAAGACACGGACAAUUGGAAUUGAGAGGUUUAAGAUUAACUCUGAAAAUGGCCAACAUUCUAGUUAUUAACAACGUGGAGGUCGAAACAAGCAUCGCAUUGGAUGGACAGGACUUUAAAUCUGGUCGAUUGCAUGAUCUAAAAGUUGACCAAUUCUAUACAUUGAGAACGACAAUAACCAAUCACACCAGCCACGGGAUAAGCGGGUUUAUCCGUCAAUUACCACUACAGGUGACAACCUCCCCUACUGCCAAUUUACCUAAACUGCUAUCGAUUGAUAAGAAGGUUUUAAUCAACGGUAUAUUGCAGCAGAAAUUGCCCGUCAUUCAACCGCAGGAUCACAUAUCCGUAGACACUAGCUUUGUCAUUAUUGAAAAGGGGGAGUACGAAUGGGGAACUGUGGUUGAUCUCUCAACAGAGCAAUGCAUCAAUAGAAGUCCUUUACAUAUCACAGCAAACUAG